AUGAUAGGUAAAAUUACGACCAAUAUUAAACAAAUCAAAGAUCACGAUGGUGAAUUAGAGCGAUUCCUAUACAAAGAACUCAAUGAUGAUAUAUUAUCAAAACAAGGUAGAUCUAGACCAAAUGAACAGAUGGAGGUCUUCUUAUUCUCUGCACACACCGAUGAUAACAUAUUGGUAGGUGGUAUGAAAGCAGUGCACAAAGAUUACAAAAACAAAGGAAUCGGAUCACAAUUGAUGAGAGCAGCAGAGUCUCUAGCAAGAGAGAGAUCUUGUCAUCACAUGAUGCUAACAACCAUGACUAUUCAAGCAGAGGAUUUCUAUCUGAAACAAGGUUUUCAAGAGCUGACUAGAAUUAAAAACUAUCCAUUCGAAAAUUGUGAUAAGAUUUAUCUAAUAAAAUAUCUUUAA
Heterostelium album PN500 is the source of this 408-nucleotide messenger RNA. RefSeq names its product GNAT family N-acetyltransferase. The record is from RefSeq and is a predicted model, not a curated record. Bases 1 to 408 code for a protein of 135 amino acids. The transcript is spliced from 2 exons. Gene Ontology annotation, molecular function: acyltransferase activity, transferring groups other than amino-acyl groups. NCBI's taxonomy places the organism in Eukaryota, Evosea, Eumycetozoa, Acytosteliales, Acytosteliaceae.